UUGAUUCAGUCGGUCUAUUCGCACCACUGGUUCGCACGAACUGACAGGAAGUCAACAGAAGGGUAUUUUCAAAUGAUCGUGUGAAAAAUGCUGCUGAAAAAGGAGAUUUUACCUUUGUAAUGUAAAUGGGCUUCAAAAGUAGCCUGCUAGAUAACAACUAAAUUUAAAAAAAUAUCGACAAAAACCGAGAAAGACCAAACACGAUGGAAAAUUGAGCCGUCUGUCCGGUUCGGAAUAUAUAUUUGCAUAGGCUACAGUAAGUUAACUAUCAUCAGUGGCCGAAAUGGAGCUAUUUCAAGCCAAAGAUCAUUAUAUCCUCCAGAGCGGAGAGAAAGCGCUGUGGUGUAGCCGAAAUGAUGGGACAAUGGAAUUCAGACCCGCUACAGAUCUCCUGUUGGCAUGGAACCCAGUGUGCCUAGGGCUGGUGGAGGGAGUAAUUGGGAAGAUACAGCUUCAUGCCGAUCUCCCUCUGGGCCUGAUAAUGAUCCGACAGAAAGCCCUGGUGGGCAAACUGCCCGGUGACCACAGCGUGUACAAGAUAACCAAGAUCACAGUCAUCCCGCUGUCAGAGGACGAGCCCCAGGACCUGGAGCUGGAGCUAUGUAAGAAGCACCACUUCGGUAUCAACAAACCGGAGAAGAUCUCACAGUCCCCCGAUGAGUCCAAGUUCCUGCUCAAAACUUUCAGUCAGAUCAAGUCAAACGUCGCCGUGCCCAUCAAGAAAAAGGUAAAGGAGAACAAGGAGAAGGAACGGCUUGAGAAGCGGUUGCUCGACGAGCUGUUGAAGAUAUUCAUGGACUCUGAUUCGUUCUACUACAGUGUGACCUAUGACCUGACUAAUACUGUCCAGAGACAGGGAGACGCACAGAACACCAGCCUGCCUCUCUGGCAACGGGUUGAUGACCGGUUUUUCUGGAACAAGUACAUGAUACAGGACCUCAUUAACCUGCAGGUCCCGGAGGUGGACUUCUGGGUGAUUCCGGUCAUCCAGGGCUUCGUGCAGAUCGAGGAGCUGGUGGUGAACUACAACGAGGGCUCGGACGAGGAGAAGAGCAGCCCCGAGACGCCGCUGCAGGAGCUCACCUGCGUGGACGACAUCCACCCGCGCUUCACCGUGGCCCUCAUCUCCCGCCGGAGCCGGCACCGCGCAGGGAUGCGGUACAAGCGCAGGGGCGUGGACCAGGACGGCCGCGUGGCCAACUUCGUGGAGACGGAGCAGCAGAUCCACGUGCACAGCCACACGCUGUCCUUCGUCCAGACCCGCGGCUCGGUCCCCGUCUUCUGGAGCCAGGCCGGCUACCGCUACAACCCCCGCCCGCGGCUGGAGAAGGGGGAGAAGGAGACUGCUACUUACUUUGCCGCGCACUUUGAAGAACAGUUAAAGAUUUACAAGAAGCAGGUUAUCAUUAACCUGAUAGAUCAAACUGGGAGAGAAAAGAUUAUCGGAGAUGCGUUUCUCAAACAAGUGCUGCUUUACAACAAUCCUAACCUCACCUAUGUGACCUUCGACUUCCAUGAGCACUGUAGAGGCAUGAAGUUUGAGAAUGUGCAAACCCUGACGGACGCCAUCUGCGACAUCAUCACAGACAUGCGAUGGUGCUGGGUAGACCAGGCAGGAGUUAUCUGCAGGCAGGAAGGCAUUUUCCGGGUGAACUGCAUGGACUGCCUGGACAGGACCAAUGUGGUCCAGGCGGCCAUCGCCCGGACUGUGAUGGAGCAGCAGCUGAAGAAGUUGGGCGUGAUGCCGCCAGAACAGCCCCUCCCCCUGCGCUGCUACAGGAUAUAUCAGGUCAUGUGGGCCAACAACGGAGACACCAUCAGCCGACAGUACGCUGGCACUGCUGCUCUGAAGGGAGACUUCACCAGAACAGGAGAGAGGAAACUGGCUGGGGUGAUGAAGGAUGGCGUGAACUCCGCCAACCGUUACUAUCUCAACCGCUUCCGGGAUGCGUACAGGCAAGCCGUCAUAGAUCUAAUGAUGGGCCUCCCUGUGACGGAGGACCUGUACUCCAUCUUCAGCAAGGAGAAGGAGCAGGAGGAGAAGGAGAAAGAGCAGGAGGAGAAGGAGCAGGCUGGGCAGCGGGCUCAGCAGGAGCAGGUCAGCCUCCUGCUGCAGACCUACAUGCAGAUGCUGCUCCCGGAGGAGGAGAAGUUCCACGGGGGAUGGGCCCUUAUCGACUGCGACCCCAGCCUUAUUGAUGCUACGCACAAGGAUGUGGACGUGCUGCUCCUGCUGUCUAACAGUGCGUACUACGUGGCCUACUACGAUGACGAAGCCGAUAAGGUCAGCCAGUAUCAGCGGAUUGGACUCGAGGACUUGGAAAAGAUUGAAAUAGGACCUGAACCCACCCUGUUUGGGAAGCCCAAAUUCUGCUGCAUGCGUGUGCACCACAAGAAGGAGGAGAUGAGCGGGUAUUUCCACACCCUGAGGGCAGUCACACGGCACCCAGAGGAUGAUGGGAAAGAUACUUUGCAGUGUAUUGCUGAGAUUCUUCGGAUUUCUAAGCAAGCCUUGGGCCUCGAGCUGGUGGUGACCGAGAAGAAACUAGAGAGGAAACACAGUAGGCCUCACGACGACAUCAUGGGCAUACGAGAAAAAAACCAGGACCAGGUCCUUGGCAGCACCGGCCUGGCUCAAGGCAAAAACUUCCUGAUGAACAAGUUUUCGUCCCUGAACCAGAAGGUGAAGCAGACCAAAUCGAACGUCAACAUCGGCAACUUCAAACCCCUGGGGAAGCUGGGGAACAUCUCCAAGACGGACGUGACGGUCAACUUCCUCAAGCCGAACAUGAAGGUGGCCCUGUGGAAGUCCGACAGCAGCCUGGAGACGCUGGAGAACAACCCCGGCGGCGGGGCGCACAAGGGCCACUCGGACGCGUCGGACCUGGAGAUCUCCUCCGACUCCGACUCCUGCCACUCCGACGACCGGCCCCACUCCGCGUCCCUGGAGAACGUGGACUACGUGCUGCCCAGCUGCGGCAUCGUGGCGUCGGCCCCCCGCCUGGGCGCCCGCUCCCAGUCCAUCGGCGGCGUGGAGAUCGUCGUGCCCUCCGUCAUCCGCAUCACCAACUGCGAGGGCAAGACGGAGGGGCGGGAUGAGGCGGAGGAGGAGGAGGAGGAGGGGCGGAACAGAGGUCCAAAGGGGCAUGGUGACGCAUCAAAGGGGCAGGGUGAAGUGCCGAAGGGGCAGAACAAAGCACCAGAUGGGCGGGGCAAAGCACCAGAUGGGCGGGGCAAAUCACCAGAUGGGCGGGGCAAAGCACCAGAGGAGCGGGGCAAAGCACCAGAUGGGCGGGGCAAAUCACCAGAUGGGCGGGGCAAAUCACCAGAGGGGCAGGGCAAAGCACCAGAGGGGCGGGACAAAGGACCAAAGGGGCAGGGUGAAGCACCAGAGGGGCGGGACAAAGGGUCAAAGGGGCAGGCCGCUGAAGCCGCGGUGGAGGAGGACGCGAAGCUGAGCUUCGGGACCCCCAUCGACGCCUACUGCCUCCAGUUCGCCCAGGACGCAAAGAGCAAGUGCGCGGCGGCCCCGGAGGCCCCGGCCCCCGCCGCCCCCCCUCAGCAGGACGCUCGCGCGCCGGGCAGCGCAGUGGCGCCCGCCAGCGCGGAAAGCCAGCCGCCACUGCCGCCACCGGGGGAGCAGCAGCUCCCGAGGCCCGCCCAGCUGGACGUGAGCGCGGACCUGCUGAGCGUCCAGCCGCCGGGCUCCGCCUCCUCGCAGAGGAGCCUGGGCGCCCCCCCGGAGGGCAGCGCCGAGCCCUCCCCGGCCGACGGCAGCCGCACCGUCUCGCCGUUCGCCAAGAUCCGGAGCUCCAUGGUGCAGGUGGCCAGCCUGACGCAGGCCGGGCUCAGCCAGGGCAUCAGCUUCGCCGUGGCCAAGGUCCAGAAGAGCCCGGAGCCGGAGGCCGUCAACGAGACCCAGCAGAACCAGCUGAAAGCCAUGUUCACCCAGUGCCAGACCAGGAUCAUUCAGAUAUAGCGCCCUCCUGAGGCGCCUCGCUGUCGUUGGCGUACCUGAAGAAAAUGAGCUUGCACACACGACCCGUCGUUGCCGAUCCAAGUAAACCUGGGAAGUUCUGUGCUGACCCAUGUUUUUUUGGGGCGGCGUUUUCUCCAGUCGACCCAGUUAGGAGUGGCUGUAUUCAGUGUCCCGAUGGUCUUUUCACUGAAAUAUUUCAUCCAUGUUGCAUGUCCAGCUCUUGUUAGACUAAGGUAGACGAAAGCAGGCCGAGUUUUACAGAGUGUCAGAAAGACGACUUAAAAUUAGCCUGUGAUAGUGGCACUGUCUGAAUCUAAACCGUUUCAAAAUGGCCGAGAUGGCAGAUCCAGUUGACUGGUUCAAUUUCCUUACUGAAAAUAAAUUUUAAAUAAUUUUAUAUGUCCAUCUGUGUAAUUUAACAAAAUGGUGUAAAUUAAACACUAAAACUGUCAUGAACGGGUAACUCCAAGUGAAAUCAAAUGUAGCUUUUAAUUUUAAAUUAAAUUAAUGGAAAUAUUUCCCCUUGGAACAAUUGUUAGUUGGAGUGCUAAUGUAUAUAUAUAUAUAUUUUAGUCACAAGGCUGCCAUAGCUAGUGUGACUUUGCACCAAACGUAAAACAUAACAGAAUGUAAUGCAAUCUGGAGUUUGGAGAUGUGGACGGGGAUCGGAGCGGAUGUGUAGGCUAUAACUCCAGUGCCAAAAUCAUCUAGUCUGGUGAAAUGAAAAGUUUAUUUUCCCGUCAUAAGCAUAAUUGUGCACUGCAAGGGAAAUCAUGUGUGAUCUCGGUUAGAGUGUGUUUCCUGCGGAGUUGAGUGUUUCCUGUACGGAAGAGUGUGUUUCCCGUAGGGGAAAAGUGCGCUUCCUGUGGGGGAAAAGUGCGCUUCCUGUGGGGGCAAAAGUGUUUCCUGUAUGGAAUCGGAGUGUGCGUUUCCUGCUGUGUACAGUGCAUUUCUUCUGGGGAAGAGUGUAUUUCCUGCGGUGUGGAAUGUUUCCUGUAUGGAAGUGUGUUUCCUGCUGAGUAGAAUUGAAGCGUGUUUCCUGUAGGCUAUAGUGUGUUUCCUGUAGGGUAUAUUGUGUUUCCUGUAGGGUAUAGUGCAUUUCCUGUAGGGUAUAUUGUGUUUCCUGUAGGGUAUAGUGAGUUUCCUGUAGGGUUUAGUGAGUUUCCUGUAGGGUAUAGUGUGUUUCCUCUUGGGUGUGGAAGCAUGUGUUUUGGUUACUGAACCUCUGUAAACACAGGAUUGCCUCGGUGGGAUAUCCAGGACUGUUCUUUAUUUACUUCAUAAGCAUAAGCUGAGUAACAAGACACCAUAAAAAUGUCCAAAGUGAGUUCCGAAUUGGUGAGUCUCCAACAGGGUUGGAGAAGAAUUUCAUUUAAGUUGGGCAAUUAAUUUCGGAAUUUUUAAUCGAAUCCGGAAUCAUCACAGGACAUCGUGGCCAUUUCUCAAUUUAUGAAUUGAAUUUAAUUUCAGUUACUGAACUCAGCCCCAGGCUCUCCUCUCCAGUCUCUCAGGCUUCCAGUCUUGGUCGCUGUGUAAUGCGCGAGCAGAAGUGAUUGUUUCAGCACUCCAAGGUAAGUUUACACAAGCAGCGCAACGGAAACUGAACUAAUGACCGUGUUGUAAAUUAUAUGUAAAAUAUGUAUAAAGUUGGAAUUGUUCUACAUUUCAUUGUUCUAUAAAGAUAGCGUGUUGGACUUUUGCAAUGAUUAAUAAUCCUUGCAAGUUUUUUUUUUUUUUUUUUUUCUUUCUCGUGAGGUACUGGUAGAUCAGCUCCUGUAACUGUGCACCUCCGAGAACUCUGUCUCCUGAAAGGGUCACAUGAGUCCAAAGGGACUAAUUUAUUUCGGAACGACCAAACUGACAUGGCACUAUAUGAAUGCAUUUCCGUGCAAUUAGAAGAUGGCUUUCAAGCUCAUUUUCCUGUCAUUGAAACAAGUUGAGCUUUAGAUUGAAUUCUGAAGAAUGUUUUAGGUCUGUUUAGCUGAAAUUUUAACUGGAUCUUAAUGUUACGUGUAUCGUACGUUUGAUUAACAAUAGGAAAUAGGCCAUGGGUAACAGAACUGGCUUAGAGAACUAGAGAACUUGUAUUAUACUGUAAUCGUACUCUGAAAUGCAACUGUAAGCCUCAUUAGAUUAUUAUUUUAUGAUACCGAAUAUAUUCAAUUCUUAACGUGUGAUUCAUUACGUAUGUCAUCCGUUUGAUGGGAAAAUACUCCUUUUUUGUGUACUGGUACCAUAUCAACUGACAUUCUUUUAUAAGCUUCACAGAGUUUACAGAGCUAUUACAGGUGAGGUAUGGAUGUAGUCGUCUUGCACAAACCUGCAAAGAGGUGUUACUGUUUUAGCAGCCCUGUAGCUAUUUUCGCACUCAAAUUGAGGCGCUAACUGCCAGUAGCUGGCAGGACACGGUUGUAGCAGGCUAAUAAUAUCAGAUGCUAACCGCUGUUGAGGUCAGGCUUGCAAUAGGAAGUGUUUUAGCUGUGGGAUUCUGCACUGUAUCUGUCUGCUACUGUUAUCUGUUCCAAAACAAAGAGUUCUCAGCCAUUCUCAGUAAAAACAAAGGGUACAUAAUAAUGGUGGAUUAUUUACAACAACAAAAAAAACAAACAAAUGUGGAAUUUUUUGGUUUUUGAAAUGUUUGGUUUUUGCAUUUUUGUUUUCUUUUUUUUUUUUGCUGUGAAACUAUUUCCUGGCUGGCGGAUGGAGGUGAGUGUUAAGAUACAACUAUUAGAAGAACUUUGAGCAGGCGUUUCCACCGAAGAACAGCUGUUAUGAUCAUGUUUGCCUUUUCCCCCCUUUGAUAAAGUGCUCUGAAUUAAGAUCAAUUAUGUUAGAGAGUGACAGUCUUAUCAUCAACAUUGUUGUCAGAGGUCAUGAGCAUAUUCUUCUGUCGGUCAUAUUUGUGUGGUUGUUGGUCAUUACUUUCAUGGCAAAACUUGAAAAAUAUUUUUGCCCCUUGUAUUCUAAACUGUUGCAUAUUAAAAUAUUUAUUCUCAUCGCUGUAUUGCAUUCUGUUGGAUUGUCCUAUCAUUGUGGCAAUAAACAUAUACUGAUGAUAACAGUCAAGUACUGCUCUUG
Messenger RNA from Anguilla anguilla (European eel), 7057 nucleotides. RefSeq names its product inositol polyphosphate-5-phosphatase F (gene inpp5f). Gene Ontology annotation, biological process: regulation of endocytic recycling; phosphatidylinositol dephosphorylation. The transcript has 20 exons. Bases 284 to 3979 code for a protein of 1231 amino acids. Gene Ontology annotation, molecular function: phosphatidylinositol-4-phosphate phosphatase activity. The record is from RefSeq and is a predicted model, not a curated record. Gene Ontology annotation, cellular component: clathrin-coated endocytic vesicle; early endosome. Lineage: Eukaryota; Metazoa; Chordata; Actinopteri; Anguilliformes; Anguillidae.